UCCAAAGUCCAAGGUCGAACACGUCUUCGCGCAAAUCGUUUCCUCUGUUACCGCCUCGGCUCUCUCCCGCCUGAAUCGAGGAGAGAGAGAGAGAGAGAGAGAGAGAAAGCGAGAUGAGGAGGGCUCAGAGAUUGGUGUCUCACACCCUCCGCGGUGUGGCACCCGUUUCGUGUGCCGGCGGAUCUGUGUCCGUCGAUCACUGCGGAAUCGGCGGUUUGCAGCGGGUCGCAUUCUUCUCUUCCCGCACCGGCCCCAUCUUUCUGCCCAAAACCCUAGAAGAAGGAUCGACGAACUGGAGGCCUUCUCUCGCCCUCACCCUAGCCGGUGCUUUGUCUUUCUCUGUCGCCGCCGCGGCCGCUUUCGUCUCUGGAAACGCGGAGGCGAAGGAGCGCCUCCCUCUCGAGCUUACCCCGCGCAACGUCGUGCUCUAUCAGUACGAAGCAUGCCCCUUCUGCAACAAGGUUAAAGCUUUCCUUGAUUAUCAUGACAUUGCUUACACCGUCGUGGAGGUCAACCCCAUCAGUAAAAAGGAAAUAAAAUGGUCUGAUUAUAAGAAGGUUCCUAUACUGACCGUGGAUGGCGAGCCACUAGUUGACUCUUCAGAUAUAAUUACUAAGUUAUAUUCCCGGAUCCAUCCUGAUAGUCAUGCUGUUGAUGACAAUGCAAGUUCUGAAGAGAACAAAUGGCGAAGGUGGGUUGAUGAUCACCUGGUGCAUGUCUUAUCACCAAAUAUAUACAGGAACACUUCAGAGGCCUUGGAGGCCUUCAACUACAUAACAGAUCAUGGAAAUUUCAGCACCAUGGAGAGAGUCAGUGUCAAAUAUGCAGGAGCAGCAGCCAUGUACUUUGUUUCAAAGAAGUUGAAAAAGAGGCAUAACAUCACAGAUGAACGUGCAGCUCUCUAUGAAGCAGCAGAAGCGUGGGUAGAAGCUCUUGAUGGAAGGGAUUUUCUUGGGGGCUCCAAGCCAAAUUUAGCUGAUCUUGCUGUUUUUGGCGUGUUGAGACCGAUCAGAUAUCUGACAGCCGGCAAAGACAUGGUUAAUAACACACGAAUCGGUGACUGGUACGGGAGAAUGGAAGAAGCUGUCGGAGAGUCUGCAAGAAUUAAAUCCUGAGAUUGAGUUGCACGUAAUCUCUUAGCCCCUUAACAGCUUCUGGCACGGUGAUUUUUCCACGAAGAAACUUUUUAUGAGGAACUGAAGUUCUAAAAAUUUUGAGAUUGUUUAUUUUAAACAUUUCAAAUGAGGUAAAUCCUGAUUCGGGGUCUCGUCAAUGUAUACUAUCCCAUAAAAGUUUGGAGAAUGCUCUCCUUGUCAAAUUUUCUUUGUUUUCCGGAUGAUAGCAUAGUGGAAAUAAUGAAGCGGUUUUUAUGAUACUU
Nymphaea colorata (pocket water lily) is the source of this 1378-nucleotide messenger RNA. RefSeq lists its product as uncharacterized. Gene Ontology annotation, cellular component: mitochondrion. Bases 114 to 1115 code for a protein of 333 amino acids. NCBI's taxonomy places the organism in Eukaryota, Viridiplantae, Streptophyta, Magnoliopsida, Nymphaeales, Nymphaeaceae. The transcript is spliced from 6 exons. The record is from RefSeq and is a predicted model, not a curated record. Gene Ontology annotation, molecular function: prostaglandin-E synthase activity.